Messenger RNA from Columba livia (rock pigeon), 3886 nucleotides. It is a transcript of the gene SYT14, whose product is annotated as synaptotagmin 14. The coding region runs from base 100 to 1767 and encodes 555 amino acids. The transcript has 8 exons. Gene Ontology annotation, molecular function: phospholipid binding. The record is from RefSeq and is a predicted model, not a curated record. NCBI's taxonomy places the organism in Eukaryota, Metazoa, Chordata, Aves, Columbiformes, Columbidae.
UCGCCGCCGCCCCCGCCCGGCGCUCCCGUCUCGCAGCCGCCGCGCCCGCCAGCGCCGCUCCUGCCUGCGCUCCACUUGGUACGGCCCACCCCGGGGAUCAUGGCGAUUGAUGGUGGAGAACGAACUUGUGGUGUACAUGAGCUAAUCUGCAUUAGGAAAGUAUCUCCUGAAGCAAUUGGAUUCCUGUCUGCUGUUGGGGUGUUCAUUAUUCUCAUGUUACUGCUUUUCCUAUAUAUUAAUAAGAAGAUGUGUUUUGAAAAUGUUAGUGGUUUCCCAGAUCUCGAUUCAGGAUACACUACAAGAAAGAAUUCACAAGAUCAACUUUACAACUCAUAUAUGAGUAAAGACCAGCAUGGUUCAUCAUCUGAGAGUGAAGAUGAAGCACUGGGUAAAUAUCAUGAGGCCUUGUCUAGAACCCAGAGUUCCAGGCUGCCAGUGGUGGAUGGCAGACAGCAAAAAAACUAUGUAUGGGAAACCAGACAAAAAUAUAGUCCCCUGUCUGCAGAAUAUGAUGGAUACAGUAGUGAAGCCUCAAUAGAUGAAGCAAGCUGCAUUCAAAGGAUGAGAAGAACACCUCCGCUAGAUGAACUGCAGCCGCCUCCGUACCAGGAUGAUAGUGGUUCUCCUCAUCUUUCGUGUACACCUUCUGAAGUCGGAGACAGCAAAUGUGAAUUUUCCCACUGUAGCAACAGUCCAAGAUGUUCAUAUAAGUGCCCAAGUGAGGGAAGCACAGGACACGAAAUAGAAAGCUUCCAUAACAAAGGAUACGAAGAGGAUGUACCGAGUGAUAGCACAGCUGUCCUUAGUCCAGAGGAUAUGUCAGCUCGAGGAUCAUCUUCACAGCUUCCUAAACCUUUUGAUCCUGAGCCAGUAGCUAAAUAUGGCACACUGGAUGUGACUUUUGACUAUGACUCACAGGAACAGAAGCUUUUGGUGACAGUGACAGCUGUCACAGACAUUCCCACAUACAGCAGGGCAGGUGGAAGCUCGUGGCAAGUACACCUAGUUCUUCUCCCUAUAAAGAAGCAGAGAGCAAAAACCAGCAUCCAGCGGGGACCGUGCCCUGUCUUCACAGAGACAUUCAAAUUUAAUCACGUUGAGUCUGAGAUGAUUGGGAAUUAUGCAGUUCGCUUUAGACUGUACAGCGUACGUCGCAUGAAAAAAGAGAGGAUUGUGGGAGAAAAGAUUUUUUACUUAACAAAAUUGAAUCUUCAAGGGAAGAUGUCAGUGCCAGUGAUACUGGAACCUUCUUACAGUCCGUCUGGUUGCGACUCUCAAAUGAGCAUGUCAGAAGUGUCCUGCAGUGAAAGUACCUCCUCUUGUCAGUCGCUGGUACAUGGCUCAGCUCCAGAAAUCCUCGUUGGCCUCCUUUAUAACGCUACAACGGGAAGAUUAUCAGCAGAAGUGAUAAAAGGCAGCCACUUCAAAAACUUGGCAGCGAACAGACCACCCAAUACGUAUGUUAAGUUAACACUGCUGAACUCGAUGGGGCAAGAGAUGUCCAAAUGCAAAACUUCGAUCCGCCGAGGACAGCCAAAUCCUGUAUACAAAGAAACCUUCGUUUUCCAAGUGGCGCUGUUUCAGCUCUCAGAUGUGACGCUCAUACUGUCUGUAUAUAAUAAGCGCAGCAUGAAACGAAAAGAGAUGAUAGGGUGGAUUUCCUUAGGUCUCAACAGCUCAGGAGAAGAUGAACUCAAUCACUGGACUGAAAUGAAGGAAUCUAAAGGACGGCAAGUGUGCAGAUGGCAUACUUUACUAGAAUCGUGACAGGCAGUACAAAGCGCAGGCGUGGUUUUAAGGGAGUUUGGACUCUCAAGAAGAUGAUCAUCCUCGGUCACAAUCGACAGUUUUGUUGUGGAAGUGAAAAAGGGGACUUGAGGUCAACAUUCCAUCAUAAAGAACACACAACAUGCAAAAUGGCGGGGUUUAAUAUAUAAUCACUUAGUGUCAGGCACUCCUUGGUGUCAGAGAAGCCUUGCUGUACACAGAUACAUUAGCGGUCCCUCCCCCAUCCACCUGAUGCUGUAGUUGUUUGCGUUUGUUUUGUGGUUUUCAGUUCAGAAACAUUUUAUAUAAGGUUCUCCAAAUUAAUGUAAGCUCCUCCUUGUGUACUUUUUGUAUUGCUCUAAUACUGUAGCUUCUCACCUGCCUGCAUUCAGAUUAAAGGUCAAUAAUUUGCACUUUGAGAACAAGUUAAUGAUCUGUAAAGCAAAAGGAAAAAAAACAACAAAAACCACCAGUGGAGAACACUUAGUAGUAGAGCAAAUAUGAAUAUACUGUUGUUUUACACUGAGUUUCUUUCCAGGAGCUUCAUACAAGGAAGCUUUCAUUUUUAUUUUUUUUUUAAUGCAGUUGGUUUGAAAAGUACUAGCAUUUGGGCAUCAGGUGAACUUUGACUUCAAAAUAAUGUUUCUUCAAUCUGUGACAGGAACGAGCUCCAUAUAUGGCAUAAAUUGGGUUUUUCCCUCUUGCCUGUAGUUCUGCCUAGUCCAAAGAGACCAGAUCAUUAGUUUGGUCCCUUCCAAAUCUCCUUAGACAGGUUGUACUGUAAAACUAUGUAACUUUCUGUUGAAAGCACUUCCUGUAUUCAUGUAUUCCAAUGUAGGAAGCUCAUAGAGCACGAGUUUACUAAAAUCUAUUUUCAUUAAACAAAUCGAUACCAAUUUAUUUAAAAUGUCAGCAGUUGGAAGUUAGGCUGAAAUGCUGCAGAGGAAGUGCAAAUGAAUGCAAAAUAUUAUGGCUUUGGUUGAAAUAGGUGUCCAUUUGAGUCCCUUCUGAGCUGUUUUAGGGAUUACCACAUGAUGUUGGUUGAAGUCAAGAGCAGAUCAGGAGUUUUUACCUUUCUUCUUGGAGAAGAGAACAUCAGUAAGUUAUUUUUCUAGUGAUUUGCCAGCGAUUUGAAUGAAUGUUUACACCCAAAAUAGAAGUUUGCUUUGCUUAUGUUCAUGUUGGGCAACACAGCUUUCUAACGACACAGUCGAGGAGCCGCAGUAUCACAAGAAGGUUUGCUGUCACAUAAACACUCAUGGCUUCCACUGAAAUUAGGGAAAUAGCAGUGCUUCUGAGACUCCUCUUUGUCCCAGAUACUUUAAUUGGGAUCAAACUGAAUUACUGACUGCUGAAUCUAACUCAUAUUACUGAAAUUGUGGCUUAUUGAGUAAAUGUAUUGUUUAAAAACUUCCCAAUUCAAAUAUUCCUUCUGCCUGUAAUUAUGUUUCACUUAUUUUUAAUUGUUGUUGUGUAGAAAGCAAAGCUUUUUUUCAUAUAAAUGAUGGUGAUGUCUUACUAAUAUGAGACCUCACUGAUUGUUGUAGCGGUUGGUAGGUAGAAGAGUGAAGUUCUGGAUUUUGUUGAGAGAAAUAGUAGUAGCCUGGAGUGUUCUCAUUAGGACAAAAGUUUUUCACUUGAAUUUCUUUAAAAUACCUUUGAAGAAUCCUGGCUUUAGGGUACACAGUCAGUCAAGUACAGCGAGAUUGAAGACAGUGAGUAUGCUGUAAUAAAUAUAUUUAACGUGGUUCUCAAAUUCUCACACUACUUAAUGAUUUAAUUAAGUCAUUUUUAAAGGGUAUGGUAAUUCCACUUCUUGGUUUAUUUGGUGCCUUUUGAGGGGUUUAUUUGCAGACCCAGGCUUUCAGUUUGUAUUGAUUUAAAGCAUUACAACACUACUUUUUUUUUUUUUCCCCUGGUAUUGCACUGCUGCUUCAUUUACAGAAGAUUUAUUUACUAAUUACAAAUAAUGCAGAAACUUUCUUUAAAAAGGAAUGAUCUUGCAGUAAUAUAACACAAGUCAUCUCUUUCAGUCCUUUUUGUUGCUCAGUUUGUGAAAUGUAAUGCUGACUGUAUAAUUUAAUAAAAAAAUCAACAUUAAUGUUAUAUGCAUAAGAAA